Molecule: messenger RNA, 1498 nt
Organism: Centruroides sculpturatus (bark scorpion)
Lineage: Eukaryota; Metazoa; Arthropoda; Arachnida; Scorpiones; Buthidae
Product: zinc finger protein SNAI2-like
Exons: 2
Coding region: 391-1281 (296 amino acids)
Biological process (GO): regulation of DNA-templated transcription
Molecular function (GO): RNA polymerase II cis-regulatory region sequence-specific DNA binding; DNA-binding transcription factor activity, RNA polymerase II-specific
Source: RefSeq, a predicted model, not a curated record
AAGAUACGCAGAGAAUCGUCAUUCUUUGAAAGGAGAAAAGAAAAAAAAAAUUAUAUUCAAAUCCAGAUGGAGUUUAUUUUUAUCAAACAUUCAAUUUGAGGGAAUUAUAACAUCGUCAUCUCUCUUCUGACCCAGCUUCCGAGGUUGUGACCUUUGCUCUCGUAACACUGGUAGCCUUCCGGUGCCCCACUUGUUGCCCUCUCCUCUUCCCCUGAUAGAAUGGAGGGGAGGGAUAUAGUUUAAAAAAAAAAAAAAAAAGAGCAUCGUUGAUUAAUUCGGGUGCUGAGGACCACUUGGGUCCGCUACCAGAGUAACACGAACCCAUCUAAACGUUGAGGACUUCUAUUUUUGCAGUAGUCGGAUCGUGUCUUGACAAGGCAACACUCCGUUAUGCCUCGAGCCUUCCUCAUCACUAAUCGAAGGUAUUUUCAUGUACAUGGAAAUGGAAAAGAUGACAAAAAUACCGGCAUUACUGAAAAAUGUGAUUGGACACACGAGUCACCAAUUAACGACUCAAUUAAAAUGCCAGAAAUUCCUCCAAAGUCCUCCGAAACAGAGGUUUUAACUAUGAAAGUCCAAGCCUUGAAGCCAGAAAAUCCAUCGAGUCCGGAAAGAGACGUCUACACAGCAGAGGGUCUAGAAUCCUACAUAAUGCCGAAGCCUUCCAGUCCUCAGUCGUCAGCUAGUCUAGAUUUCACAGAAUGGCCUCAACAGAUUAUAACGGUCCAAAAUGCUUACGUACCUAUACUGUCUCAAUAUUUAGGAAUAGAUAUGAGAAUACCGGAUGCGUAUCCAAGUUCUAAUAUUCGAAGCGCGGAAAAUCACGUAUGCCCGGAAUGUGGUAAGAGGUAUAGCACUUCUAGUAAUCUAGCUCGUCAUCGCCAGACACACCGUAGUGUAACAGAUAAGAAAGCCCGAAAAUGUCCUCAUUGCGAUAAGGUCUAUGUUUCCACACCCGCUUAUAGCAUGCAUGUUAGAACUCAUAGUCAAGGAUGCCAGUGUCCUUAUUGCGGUAAGGCAUUCAGUCGUCCCUGGCUUUUACAAGGGCAUAUUCGUACACAUACGGGAGAGAAGCCUUUUAAAUGCCACAUUUGUAGCAAAGCAUUUGCAGAUAAAUCUAAUCUAAGGGCUCAUAUCCAAACCCAUUCCACCAGUAAGCCUUAUAUUUGCCAGAGAUGUGGAAAGGCUUUUGCUCUUAAGAGCUACUUAUAUAAACACGAGGAAUCCUCUUGUAUGAGAAUAAAUCGUUUGAAUCGACAUUCAGAUUUAAACCUGAAAUAAUAUCAUUCCGAUGAUGAUGAUGAUUAUUGUUUUGUGGUCCAAUCGUAAAACGGUUAUCGUAAUCUAAAUUAAAUCAUGAAUAUGAUGAUUAACAAAAACAUUAUUAAUAUUUUGACAUCGAAAGCGAUCUUCUGAAAUCAAAAAAUUGGCUUGUUUAAAUUAAAAUUUGUUAGAAAUUAAUAUAAAUAAUUACCUUAUAAAAUAUUUUAUAAUAUUU